CGCUGAGGGUCUUACAGGCCUUGAUAAGCAGCCUUCUUCUCCUGCUUUGUUUUCCAAGAUAAAGAGUCAUGGAAGCUCCUCAAUGCUGCGUGUCUGCCUCCUUCCCUAAAGGGGAUGCUGUGACAUCCCAGUUCUUCUGCCAAAUUUCUCCCAGAACCCUCUUGUUCCCCUUCCUUGCAGAAGCAGGAAUGGGACGGAAAGGAAAGGAAAGCUUUUGGGAGGCGUGGAGGAAGUUGCUACAGAGCAGGCCCUCUUUUUAUACCUGCUUUCCCUCAGGGUUUGUUCUCUUCUUUUGACACCUCCCCAUUCUUAUGCAGCUGGGAAGUUUCCAGCUUGAGGGGUGGCAAGCAAUUUAAAUAACAGGCCUGGGAGGGGAAAUCACAGGCCACUGGCUCCCAAGAGAAUCUAAUAGUGAAUACUAGUGAUUCAUUCAGAUUCUGAAAUAUACUUUCCAGUGCUAUCCUAAGCUUUUGCUGAACGUUGGUUCUUUAAAAAAUCGCAUGUUAGGGCCUAGGAAGAAACUUGCAAUAUUUUUCUAGAUGUGGGCGACAUUCACAUUAAUUUAAGGAACGGCUGUCUCUGAUAUUCUUUCCCCCAAAAUUAUGCCUUAUUGUAGUAAGACACCAGAAUGAAAAUGGAAUUUUUAAAUAUAUGUGCUUAACCCUCAGCCUUUUAAAAAUAUGCCGUUACUUAUUAACCAGCUAUAGCCUUACUUGAUUAACCUACUAGUCAUAUGACUUAAACCUUACAGUCUUUAUUUUUAAAAACUAGCACCUGUUCUGGUGUAUACUGAAUUAGCACUCCGAUCUUUCGUUGGAAAAGCAUUGCUGUCUACCUCAGAGAUAGAGAAUCUGUUGUUGUUUUGGGCUACGACACUUCAACAUCCCUGACCUUUGCCAUGCUGGCUGAGGCUGAUGGGACUCUAAACAUCUGGAAGGCCACAUGUUCACACACCUGCUCUGCUUUAUAUGGGAAAAUGGAUCUUGCAUACUGAAAUUCUAAAUAAUUUUAUUUUACUAUGUGCUUGAGAGAGAAUAUAAGUGUGUGUGUGUGUGUGUGUGUGUGUGUGUGUGUGUGUAUGAAUUCAUUAUACAUUUAAUCAUGCCCAUUAAUUUCAGUGAGUCGAAUCUGAGUAGGACUAAGCUUGGAUGCAACCCUGUUGAUAUUACCGUAGCAAAACAUCUUUCUUGGUCAGUGCUACCAGCCCUCGUGGAGAGAUCUUGCAGUCCUUAUACAGAGCUAUCGUUUUCAGCAUUUCUCUCAAUAUCCCCCACAGAAGAACAUGCAAGAUGGCGUCGGUGUUCAGGAGCGAAGAGAUGUGCCUGUCGCAGCUUUUCCUACAGGUGGAGUCUGCCUAUUGCUGCGUGGCAGAGCUGGGAGAGCUGGGCCUGGUUCAGUUCAGAGAUGUGAGUAGACAUGGGAACCUGUGGGGUGGGGAAGUGGUGUUGGUUGCACUCCCAAGAACCAGCAGCAAGGGUCAGAAGGUUCUUCAGAAGGUUUUCUUGUACUCGGUGCCUUUUCUGUCACCAUUCAGCCCCAUGUAGAGUGGAUUGCCAAAGUCUAGAUGCGAGGUUACCAGAUCGUGCACUGCUGUAGCCAGGCUAUUCUGGUUCAGGAAGGGCCAAACUGGAAAUAGGCUCUCCUGGCCACUGAGGCUACAUGGACCUCAAGGGACAGCAGUGGCUCUAGGAGAUAUGAACCUGCUUUUUCAGGGGCAACUCCAUCUUGAGUUGUCUACCCAGUUUCUCCAUCUUGUUGUGAUUCAGCCUCAGUUUAUUGGCCCUCAUCCACCUCAUUAUGUCCUCUGGACACCAAAACACCUUUCUUGGGGCUCGUCCACACUUCCUGCUUUUCCUGUGCCUAGAAAGCAUGGGUCCGAGAGUGGUCUUCAGUGCUGCAUCAGAGCAAACAACAAUCCAGACAAAACCCAGAUUGCUGUUUGCUCUGAUUGAGCGCUAAAGAGCAGUUUUCGCUGGGGGAGAAGCAGCAGGACAAGAUCAAGUGUGGUUAAGGCCCAAGACCAAACAGCCUCCUGAUAUUAUAGAAUCAUAGAUCUGGAAGGCACCCUGAGGAUCAUCUAGGGCAACCCUCUGCAAUGCAUGAACACGAUGCUUGAAAUGCUUCUCCCUCAGAAGUUCCUCCAUCAGACAGUUGAUCUGGGUUGCGUACACACAAUGCAUUUAACACACACAAACACACAUACACCUCUCAAUGAAUCCUGGGAAUUGUACUUUGUUGAGUGUGCUGGGUAUUGUAGCUGAAGUUCCCAGGAUUCUUUGGGGAAAACAUGAUUUUCUCUAAAUGUAUGCUGCCAAGACCUGCCAAGGAAAAUGAAGAAUAUAUUUAUGUAUGCGACAACGGUGGCAAGAGUUUUAAUAGCACAAGGAUGGAAGAAUGAUGAAAUCCCAACAAAAGAACAGUGGCAAGAGAAAUUGAUGUGGAAUUGGCAAAACUGACGCACAAACUACGUGACAAAGAUAACUAUGACUUUAAAGAAGAAUGGGAACCUUUUACAAAGUAUCUAAAGAAUCAACUAAAUGAGUUGGACUCCUUGGCAGGUUUUGAAUAAACAUGCACCAGUUUAUUUGUUAACAUAAUAGAUAGAUAGCUUAGAGAUUCUUACACUUUUACAAUAUGCAGAGAACAAUAUGUGUUAAUAAACCAGAAAGAGGAACUGAGGUAAGUCGUAGGGGGUAGGGAGGGAGGAUAUGUGGGGGUGGGAGGGAAAAAUGGGGAAAAAUAUAAUUGUUGAGAUAAUUUGUUAUGUGAAAACUGUUAAUAAUUUUUUUAAAAAUAAAAUAAAAAUAAAUGUAUGCUGUGUAUGCAGUCAAUUUAAAUCCUCACAGGAGCGAGUUUAACAGAGUUGUCACUCACCAACACCAGUGGCAGUUCUGCCCAUCUUGGCUGUGACGAAAGGCAGUCUCUGCCUGGAAGCACCUUGACCCCAGUUAAUAUAUGGGGUGGGAGCAGAAGAGGUAACAAAGUCUGGACCAGAAGGACAGGGCAGCCUCUGCCCCAGAGUUCCUUCUCCUUUAUUGGGAUUGAUAAUGUCAGUGCUGGACUUUAGGCUCUCAAAUUUCAGUGGCACCCUGUUCAGCGCUAAAAUUCCUUCCCGCCUCACACGCUCUGUUCUACAGCAUUAUUUUGGCGCCCCUUGCAGAGCAGCGCCCAGUGGAAGUGCACUGGCUAAAACCACCUCUGCUUCAAUCCAUAGGGCCGAGGCGCUGUAAACAACUGCUUGCGGGAUUUUGUACUCUGAAAGUUGUACUGUCUAUGCAUAUACAGAUGGAAAGAUUUCAAGAACGUUAAGAUUUGUCUGUAAGAUUGGUCCAGGGACAGCCAAUCCUUUCAGAUGAACUCUUUUAAUUCAUUUUGUUGUGGUUGGAUUAAUUUUUAAUUAUUAUUUUUUUGCAAAUACGUACAAAUCAAAACUUACAAACCUGAAAAAGAAAAAAGAAAUUAAGGUUACAAAAAAAGAAGAAAAGAGAAAAAGAAAAGCAAAAAGAAAAACAGAAACAUGAAUAAAUAUCAUACACUGAUACUGUUAAAUCUUAAUAAAGAAAAAAGAAAAUCAUAAAUAAAAUGGCAUUAAGUUAUUCAUUAUUAAACUAAUACUUUACAGAUCAAACACAUAUGUUUUAAACAAUUACCUCUUCCGUGUCAUCCAUUUUCCUAAUAAACUGACAUUUCUUAAAUAUUUCACUUUUUUUCGUGUUUUUUGUUCUUUCGUUCUUUGGUCUUCCGUCAGUCUCACAACAGUUCAUUAUUCCUAAUUGAAACUAACUUAUCUGUAUUUCAAUGCAUCGCUCAUUUUGGUAUCAGGGAGUGUUUUUUUACUUUUGCAGGGUUACUAAUUUUUAUUAUUAAUAUUUAUUUAGUUGAAUGCAAAUGUGAACAGCUUCCAGCGAAAAUUUGUGAAUGAAGUCAGAAGAUGCGAAUCCCUGGAAAGGAUCCUUCGUAAGUAGACUUGUAACUUUCUUCUUGUGCUGUUCUUCACUAAAAUGAGCUGCGGAACAGGUUUCUGCUUUAUAAAAAGAAUAGUAACUUGGGGAUGUAGCAGUAAAAGAUGCUGGCUCUUUUUCUGAGAGGUUUUUUUUAGCAUGUUAAAAAAAAAUUUCCCCAGAAAGAGUGUUCAAUUCCUGGUAUCAGGGCAUUUUCAGGACACUGUUCCCGCAGGUGGGUGUGGUUUCAGACCCCUUUCACAAUGGAUUUGUUUUGUAAUUUACUAAACAGGCCAUUAGUCACCACUGGGCUAUCUCUUCCCUUGACAUGGCCCACAGCAGAGAGCCACCAACCUUUUUGAGCCCAUUUUGGGCCCAUUUGCAAAUGGGAGAAGUUGUUAUAGAUAUCCUACACAGACCCCAAACAAAUAAUAAUAAUAAUAAUAAUAAUAAUAAUAAUAAUUAAUAAAUGUUAUUUAUACCCCGCCCUCCCCAGCCAGAGCCGGGCUCAGGGUGGCUAACACCAGUAAAAUUACAGUGAAAACAUAAUAUAAUGGGGGGGGGGCAUUUAAAAUAGAGGUUAAAAUGCAAUUUAAAAUGCAGCCUCAUUUUAAAAGUAGUCCAUAGAUGAAAACCAUAAGGGGAGGGAAACAUAAGGGUCAGAUUGAGUCCAAACCAAAGGCCAGGCAGAACAGCUCUGUCUUGCAGGCCCUUCGGAAAGAUGUCAAGUCCCGCAGGGCCCUAGUCUCUUGGGACAGAGCAUUCCACCAAGUCGGGGCCAGUACUGAAAAGGCCCUGGCCCUAGUUGAGACCAAUCUAACCACCUUGUGACCUGGGACCUCCAAAAUGUUGUCAUUUGUGGACCUUAAGGUCCUCUGCGGGGCAUACCAGGAGAGGCGGUCCCGUAGGUACGUGGGUCCUAGGCCACACCAAACACACACCACACUCUAUUUUAUUGGCUACAACUGAAUGCUUCUUUUGAGCUUCAUUUCAGAGGGGUGGGGAGGGAUCUUCUGGGAGCCAAGGAAGACCUCUGGGGGUACAUGCGCACCCGUGGGUACCAUGUUGGCGACUCUUGAUGUAUAGUAUAGCACUGUUUUACAUUCAGGUGAAAAUUAGAUGGCACCUUUCUUUCUGGUUUGCUCACAGGCUUUCUGGAGAGUGAGAUGGGGGAUGAUAUAGUGCUUUUCAAGCCUGAAAAAUGCCCAGAGACACCGCUACCUCGAGAAAUGAUUGACUUAGAGGUAAGCAGUUUGGGACUAGUACCUGCAAGUGCCAGUCAUGUGCUGGGGAAGUGUUGUGUGUGGCAUUGGCAGUUAACCCAUUGUAUAUAUUAGGAGAACCGUAUAAUUCUUAAUAGAAAUACACUGCAAGGAGUUGUAUUUGUCCGUCUGAGUGGGGUGGGGUGGGGAGAAAUCCAGAGUUAACAGUAGGGCAAUGCUUUUGUUAGAAGCAAAAAUAAACACGAUGAAGCAUUGUGAUGAACUACAUUAGCUAAAACGAUGAACCGUGGCUGCAAAUUCCUAGCGGAUCUUGCAGCUAAGGCUGUUUUAGGGUCCAGAGUUCUCCUAAUUUUCUUAACUCAUUCAGGCCGUAAUCCUAAAAUCAGAAUGGGGAAACUAGGGUUCUCCAGAUAAUGUUGGACCCAGCCUGCUCAGUUUUUUGUGACAUUUUUGUUGGUCUUCCAAAAAAGGCAUUCCCAGUGGCUUUCCAUCAUGAGAACAUAUGAACAUUAUUGGAUCAUCAAGCUAUAAAGUACUCUCUCUUAUCUCUCCUGUGUCUCUGGCAUAAUCUCUAUUGAUAUGUCGUAUAAUGAGAAAUGAAAAGGGACCUAUGUCUUUCCUCUACUCUGAGAGUAGCCAACUUGGUGCCUUCCAUAUGUUAUUAGAUUGUACCUCCCAUCGACUCUGACCAUUGGCCAUACUGGCUGGGGCUGAUGGGAGUUGGAGUCCAACAUUAUCUGGAGAACCCUAGUUUCCCCAUUCUGAUUUUAGGAUUGCAGCCUGAAUGAGUUAAGAAAAUUAGGAGAACUCUGGACCCUAAAACAGCCUGUGCGGCGAGAUCUGCUAGAGAUUCACCGUCACCAUUCAUCAUUUUAGCUAAUGUUGGUGAAAGGAAGAUUUGUUGUGUUUCCUGUUACUUGUUUUAGUGUCUACACAUAUCUUGAGUAAUCCAUGAAUAAUUCAUUCCCGGGAACAGCGCUGAGAUUUUAAUAUUCACAGCAAGAUUGCCUAACAUGCUGAGACGUAUUUUGAAAUGUUUACCAUGUAAUAAUCCAUCUUUAUAGUGAUCUGUUUUGUCAGCAGUGAGGUGCAUGAAAGAAUAAUUGGGCAUGCCUUUUGUUUUGCUCUGGGUAUAAACAGGGAGUUUUGGAGAAACUGGAGGCUGAGCUGGAGGAGGCUAACAAGAAUCUGCAGGCACUGAGGCAGAACUUUCUGGAACUCACUGAACUGAAACAUCUCCUGAAGAAAACGCAGGACUUCUUUGAGGUGACGUGAUUUUCGAAUACACUGUUGGCUUCUCGGAAGAUUCUACUGGUUGGAAGCAACCUCUUAAUUAUUUGUUUGAAGCCCUGAGGGAAACCUUGGGCCUGUGGGCAGAAUGUGGCCCACCAAGCCUCUCUCUGUGGCCCUAAGAACUCUCCCUAGCCACACACCCUUCCUAGUCACGCCCUCCUUGAAUGUUUUUGCCUGGCUGGGAUGCAUCCUUGAACUCUGAAAAUGCUUCUUGCUUGCUUGAGUGGAGGAUAGAGAGAGCUGGGUGUAAGCCACACUUAAAUCCAUUUUUGCCUAUGUCUCUGGCCACCAUUGACAUUUGGCCCCCAGAAGGCUGCUCAGUCAGGAAUGUGGCCCUCAGAUGGCUAAAUAUAGUAGAUGUGAUCAGUGCCCAAACAGAAUUUUCCUGGCCACGAUAUGAACUUGGGAUGAAAGAGCCCUAGCUCUCCAUUUCAAUGAUCCUGAUUAUUCUGCUUCACCCUCCCCUAGUCAGUCAGCUGCCCUGCUCAGCUGGUGCCCUCUUGCUUGGGCUCAGAAAUUGCCUGCAGGAACUAAGGAAUUCUGGGACUUGCAGCUCUUGAGAAAAUACAUCACAUACGGCAGCAUAAUCUCUAUAAUCUCUCAAACUCCCAAGUCUAGUUUUAAUUGUCCUUUAAAAAAUGCCUAUGUGCAAUAAUAAUAAUAAUAAUAAUAAUAAUAAUAAUAAUUUAUUAUUUAUACCCCGCCCAUCUGGCUGAGUUUCCCGAGCCACUCUGGGCGGCUCCCAAUCGAGUGUUAAAAAUAAUACAGCAUUAAAUAUUAAAAACUUCCCUGAACAGGGCUGCCUCAGGUGUCUUUUAAAGAUAGGAUAGCUGCUUAUUUCCUUCACAUCUGAAGGGAGGGUGUUCCACAGGGUGGGUGCCACUACCGAGAAGGCCCUCUGUCUGGUUCCCUGUAACCUCACUUCUCGCAAUGAGGGAACCGCCAGAAGGCCCUCGGUGCUGGAUCUCAGUUUGAUGAGGGUACAUAGGCUUAUAUACCCUAGCCUGGCUGAUACCUCACAGAACUACAGUUCCCAGGAAACAACAAAUGUCUGCUUAACUAGAUGACGCUCAACUCCAACUCCCAUCAUCCCUUGCCAUUGGCUAUGCUGGCUGGAGCUGAUGGGAGUUGGAGUUCAGCAGUAUCUGGAGGACCACAGGUUUCCUACCUCUACUCUGAUAGUCGCCAUUUUGGUGCCAGGUUCAGACACAUUUUAAAUGAUAUUUUAAUUGGAACUGCCUUUCUGCCCACCUUAGCCUAAUGUUUUUAGCCUUUCUUAAAAAGAAAAAGCACUUUAGAUUUUAAAAACCAAGAUUGUUUGUGGUUGGUUUUUGCUUUUAAACAUUGUGUUCAUGCAACGUCUGAAUAGUUUUGUUCACAUUUUUUGUACCUUACCCUGGAAUCUCAUGUUGAAGUGAGGUUCAUAAAUAUUUUAAAUAAUGAUAUAUACAUACAUAAACCUUUCUGUUCUGUGAACUUUCAAAUUAGACCUGUAGGAUAAAUUUAAUUCCUGAUUUCAGACGGAAACUAAUUUGCCUGAUGAUUUCUUCAAUGAAGACACCUCCGGGCUGUUGGAGUUAAGAAGCACACCUGCAGCCGUUGCUGCAAAACUGGGGUUAGUAUCAUUUGUGCUGAUUUAUGUUCUUGCAGAAAGCUCAGUAUGUGGAACUAAGUGAGAGAGUCAGGAAAUCAGUCAGGAGGAGAAAGUCAGUGACACAGAGGAAAGGCACAUGGUGGAUCUACACACGGGGCGGGGGGGGACAUUAUACAGUGGUGCCCCGCAAGACGAAUGCCUCGCAAGACGAAAAACUCGCUAGACGAAAGAGUUUUCCGUUUUUUGAGUCGUUCUGCAAGACGAAUUUCCCUAUGGGCUUGCUUCGCAAGACGAAACGUCUUGCGAGUUCUUGCGAGUUUGUUUCCUUUUUCUUAAAGCCGCUAAGCUGUUAAUAGCCGCUAAGCCGCUAAUAGCCGCUAAGCCGCUAAUAGCCGCUAAGCCGCUAAUAGCCGUGCUUCGCAAGACGAAAAAACCGCAAGACGAAGAGACUCGUGGAACGGAUUAAUUUCGUCUUGCGAGGCACCACUGUAAAUAAGUCAGAAAUUAAAUUGUUAUGGCAGAAGAAAAAAACCCUAUGUAAAAACGCUAUAGAAAGGUUUUGUGUUCUGUGGCGCCAUCUGGUGUUGCAUGUUUAUAACGCAUUCAAAUGACUUUUUUUACUAAUGUAGCUGAGUUCCACAGUUUGAGGGAAUAUAGGCUGGGAAAGGCACGUUUACAGUGGAACCUCUAUUUGUGACCAUAAUCUGUUCUGGAGGUCCAUCCGGAGGUUGAAACGGGUCGCUGGGAGAGGCGCCGUUGUGUGCAGGUGUGGGCGACGAUUGCCCGCUUCUGCACGUGUGUGAACGGCAAUCGCCGCCCCUGCGCAUACACAAACGGCGGCACACCUGCCAGUUACUUCCAGGUUUGUCGUGAUCGCGACUUGGAAUGACUGUAAGAAGUGGUGGUGGUAAGUAGAGGUUCGACUGUAUUCUGUAGCAAUAGACUUUAGUUUAACACACCUCUGGACACUUCCUCAGUUGAAGAGUCUAGAAUAUUUCAACUGAUCAACCUGAUCUAGUUGAAUGGCUAGUACCUUGAGGAGGAUUUUUCUUUGAUAUUCCUAGCCCUACAUUAGUUGCAGAGGUGGAGCUUUGUUGCUAAGUUGCAAACCUACCUUGUGUUUUAUAUGUAGGGAGUAAAUUGGGGAAGUAUAUUUAAUCCUGAAGUCCCACGUUAUGUGGGAAACUACCAAAGAAAUGGCUGGCUGCUUGAAUUUAAGAAGCAUGGGGCUUGACUCACUUUCUAGCCAAAAGAGCCCCCAGCAGCAUUUAAAAACACAAGUUUAUGCAGGGUUUGUGAAGCAAGGGACAUAUAGGCUUUUAGACCUUUAAAUACCCCAUUUUUGACGCUUACAACAUGCCCCUGCAUUGCACCUCCAUCUCUACCCCUUUUUCGGUGAAUAGACUACAUACUUUAGUAAGUUUAAAUACUUUACUUACAUAAUUGGAGGUCUGGUUCAUGCACCAGCCAACGCGGCAACACAGGCAAUAACGUCACGAGUACAAAACACAAAUAUGUGUAGUGCUUAGUGCGGAGAUGGUUGACUCGUGACAUAUCCUUUCUGUUUGUGUGACACGCAGAUUCAUAGCUGGCGUGAUCAAAAGGGAAAGAAUGGUGCCUUUUGAGCGUCUGCUGUGGAGAGCCUGCCGAGGAAAUAUUUAUCUGAAGUUCAGCGAAAUGGACACACCCCUGGAGGAUCCUAUCACUGUAGGUGGAGACGGUUUAAAAAACAAAACAACCAAAAAUUUUUUUUGGCACUUCUGCUGUUGUGUUUGGUAUGCGCAGCGCCAUUAAAUUGCAAGCGUAGUAUUUCGUCGGCUGCGACUAUUUUAAAAUUCCACUUGGGUUGCAUUUAUUUUCUCCAGAAAGAAGAGAUGAAAAAGAAUGUGUUCAUUAUCUUCUAUCAAGGGGAGCAACUCAGACAGAAAAUCAAGAAGAUUUGUGAAGGGUAAGGGAAAAUGUGCUGUUGAGAAAGGAGUGCUGGCUGUAACAGAGGUGUUUUUUCCAUUGUGGUAAACAAGAGAUUGGGACAGAACUAAGAAUCCUGUGUGGAGUGGCAUUUCCCUCCCCCAUCCACCCCCCACCCCCGUAUUCCACAUACAGAAACCAACUGGAGCAACAGCUGAAUCUUACUUUAGCACGGGAUGUGGGACAGCACCCUCCACCACACCUGAGGACAGCAAGAUACUUAGUGGGGUGCGUUGCAGGCUGUGUAGCACAUACAACUUUUCCUUCCAACACCUCUCUGCCUCACUCUGCCUAAUGAUAGGGCCGGUCGUGACUAAAUAGGUUCAUCUCUCAAACCUGAGCAUGAGGCAACCAGUCCACUUUGCAAAACUGUACCUCCUGCCUUUAUCCCUCAUCGCAAGGUCACCUACCUCAUUUGUCUAAUGGUAGGGCUGGCCAAGACUAAGGCCCUGCGCAUACCCUGCUUUUUUAAACACGUUUCUUCCCCCAAAGAAUCCCGAGAACUGUAGUUUUUAAGGAGUUGUAGCUCUGUGAAGUGCAGACUACAGUCCCCAGGAUUCUUUGGGGUGUUGUGUGUAUGUUUUAAAUGGGCUUUAAAUGUUGGGGUGUCCUCGGCCUUAAAUAAGCCCAUCUUAUCAUUCCCUGAGCAGUAGGAAACCAAUCCACAAGGCACCAUCCUACUUCCUAGUUCUAGCAGUCAUUUUCUUUUUUUCUUUUUUUAAAUAAUUUUUUAUUGAAGAAAUUUUAACAUAAUCAAACAUUCAAAUUACAUUUUACAAUUUCCAUUAAACCCCCCUCCCCGGCGACUUCUAGCAGUCAUUUUCAAUAACUUCUGACUCAACUUCAGGAAGAACUUGAUGGUGCUACGAGCUGUUCAGCAGCACUGGGUCGGAAGGUGGUUGACUAUCCUUCAUUGGAGGUUUUUACCGUAUUUUUCGCUCCAUAAGACACACUUUUUUCCUCCAAAAAAGUAAGGGGAAAUGUCUGUGUGUCUUAUGGAGCAAAUGUGUGGUCGAUCACUGGUUCCCUUUCCGGCCCCGGCCUCCAUUGUUGAAUGUUCUGCAGAUGGAGGCCGUUUAUUUCCCCAGCGACAUGUGACUGGCUGAUUGGAUUAUCUGUCUGGAAACUGUAGAAACGGCUCCCUUUCCUUUCCUAAAGAAGCUGCAGAACUGUGAGUUGAACCCCAUAAAAACAGGAUUUUUUCCCUUUGCAAAGUAAGCUCAACAACUUUGAGCUGAUUCUCAAAAAGGGCUUUUCCCCUUUGCAAAACAAGCUGCACAACUGUAAGCUGAUCCUGCAAAAAACAGAGCUUUCCCCCUUUCCUCCUCUAAAAACUAGGUGUGUCUUAUGGUCAGGUGCGUCUUAUGGAGCGAAAAAUACGGUAAACAGAGGUUGGGUGGCCCAUCUGUCAAGGAGUCAUUAACUGUGAUUCCUGCAUUGCUGGGGUUUGGAGUUGAUGACCCUUCCAGCAGCACAAUUCUAUGAUUCUGUAGGUCAAAAUCAUGCCCAAACUGGGUGUGUGCUGCUGUAGUCUAUUGGAGAUUCUGGCACAUUGUUUUUGAUAAGAUGCAAAUACAAAUAGCUAGUAGGCAUCUGAGACAGCAGUACAACUCCAGCAGUGCAAGAGCUUGCGCCUCUUGUUUUUACUGCAAGUUGUUUUUAAUUAGUGUCAUUGCUCUGCCAGUUUCAUGCGUGGCAAAUCCACACGCAGAUCUAUCCAAAAAUAUAAAGUGGAAUAAAAAAUAGUGGGUGUUACCUGCAUCCUCCUCUCUUUAACUAGGAGGUGCUUGGAUGAUGCUGACUGCUUCAGCAGAUCUAUCCACCUGAGAGGGGCUCCCCAGCGAAUUCUCCUUGAGUUUUCUUCAGAUCGCAUGUGCCAUUAGGGUAAAAGUGACAUUCUGUAUGCAAAAGGGCUGUUAGAAGAUCAAAGCCAAGUUACUGUGAUCGUGUGGGAAAAGUACCACAUCUGUGGGCUGCAGUAAAGAGGAAUAAUCUUUCAGGCACGAUUUAAAAGUCUAAUUUAAAGAUGGGUUCAGAACUCAGAAGCAUAUGAAACGGAAAUAAUAAUGAAAAAGGGCUAGGAGGCUUGAGGUUUUCUUUUCUUUUUUAGAAUAUUUUGUUGGAGAUCCCAUUUCAGAGCUGAAAUUGGAGCAAAGAUUAAUUAUUCUUUCGUAGCGCUUUCUGCCUAAAAUCAAGGAGCAAAGUAUUAUUGACUUUGCCUUGUACUCUGGUUCAUGCAUAUGCAAGGACUGUCUUGUAAUCAGAUGGUAGCUUGGCAAACAAUAGACGGCCCAGCCAGUCCGUGCAUUAUUGGAGAAAAAGAUGUGGUACUUCAGGCAAGCUUAUUAUGGCUACUGUGUACUCGUGAUUAAGGGAUGGGGCUGAAAUUUGAUUAGAUUUGCAUUUUAAUGCGAGCCUGCCUGAUACGCACUUUAGAAACAGCACACGAAUUGAAAUGUGGCUAUCCUUUGAAAUUUAUGCUUUUCCAAAUUUUGCCGCACAGUUCGCCAGCCAGAAAAAGAAUUGUGCGAAAAGGUGUGUGUGUGUGUGUGUUAAGAGAAAGUGUGCAUCAAUGAAAAUAGCCAAAUCAUUUGAUUUAGGGGAAAUUGCUUGCAAAAAAGUUAUAUAUUAGGCAAAAUGGCAUAUACAAUGGGGAGAGAUGCGCACCAAAACUUUUGUCAGGACUUAAAAAAAGAAACCUACGAAUUGAUGUGGAAAUGAGGUGACUCAAACUUCAGAUGGGGGGGGGGGAUGUGAAACUAAAUGAAAAUGAGAUUGACAGAUUUGUUCAUGCCUAUUCCUGCUUAAAACGCCUGGUCAUGCUGUACCAUUGAAAUAAUACUGUUUUGAGAAGGAAGGAACUUGAAGCAUAAUAAUGUGUUACAGAGAAUGUGAAGCGGCCACUGAAAACUAUGCCACCCUGUGUGACCCAAGCCUUUGUUGUUUGGAAUGGAAAGCACCUUUGCUUGUAGUUCUGCAUGGAAUGAACAAGCAGAGAGAAGCCUGUUCCCCAGGGUUCCAUUACACUAGGAAAGCAAAGCCUUUGCAGACAAGGGUCUGUUUGACUUCCUAGUGGUUCCAUUAAGUGCUAGGCAGGCAGCAACUGUUAGAGAGGGACAUAAAUGCUGCCCCUUGUCCCACUAAGGCAAAGGUUUACAUACCCUCCAAUAUUUCUCCGAUGAAAAUAGGGAUGUCUUAUUCUUAUUCUCCACCCAUCUGACUGGGUUAGCCCAACCACUCUUGGUGGCUUCCAACAUAUAUAAAAACGUAAUAAAAACGUUAAAUAUUAAAAAAACUUUCUUAUGCAGGUCUGCCUUCAGAUGUCUUCUAAAAGGUGGUACAGUAGCUUCAGGUUGAGCGUUUUCAGGUUACGCUCUGCAGCAACCGGGAAGUAACGGAAUGCGUUACUUCCAGGCUUCACCACUUGCGCAUGCGCAGACGCUCAAAAUGAUGUCACGCACAUGCGCGGAAGUGGCAAAAUGCGACCCGCGCACGCGCAGAUGCAGGUUGCGUUCACUUCAGGAUGCGAAUGGGGCUCCGGAACGGAUCCCGUUCGCAUCCAGAGGUACCUUAUCUCCUUGGCUCAGGGGUUGGAUAACAGCAUACCCUCCAACAGUUCUCCAAUGAAAAUAGGGACAUCCUAAGGAAAAACGGGACAUUCUGGGAUCAAAUCAUAAACUGAGAUGGCUUCUGUAAAUCUGGGACUGUCCCUGGAAAAUAGGGACACUUGGAGCGUCUGGGUUUAGGUCGCAUUCACAUGAUACCACUUUAAACAGUCUUAACUUUCCCCAAUGUAUUCUGGGAGCUGUAGCUUGUUAAGGCUGCUGAGUGGCUUAACAAUCAGAAUCUCAUCCCAGGGAACUGUGGGAAUUGUAGCUCUGGGAGGAGGAUAGGGACUUCCUAACAGCUCUCGGGACCCUUAACAAACUACAGCUCCCAGAAUACUUUGAGGGAAGCUAUGAUAGUUUAACAUGUUAUCAUGGUGCUUUAAAUGAAAGUUAUGAAUGUGGCCUAAGUCCCUGACCCUGAGUGCACCAAGGAUUAUGCUUACUGUUGGGCCGCUAGCAGUCCAAGCACAGCCAAGUGAGUCAGUCACUCUUGUUUUCACCAAAGUCACCACAGAAGAAUUGCUGUGAUUACUAAGCAGCUUGAUGGUGGCCCCUGCUGGCUUAUCAUUAUUAUCAUAAUUAUUAUUUUAUCUAUACCCCGCCCAUCUGGCUGGGUUUCCCCAGCCGCUCUGGGCGGCUUACAGCACAUUAAAAAUGGUAAAACAUUAGACAUUAAAAAUUUCCUGACACAGGGCUGCCUUCAGAUGUCUUCUAAAAGUCAGAUAGUUGUUUAUUUCCUUGACAUCUGAUGGGAGGGCGUUCCACAGGGCGGGUGCCACCACCGAGAAGGCCCUCUGCCUGGUUCCCUGUAACCUCACUUCUUGCAGUGAGGGAACCGCCAGAAGGCCUUGUUUUCAGUAUGUAACGAACACGGUAGUACAAUGAUUGUCACUGGCUUGUUUGCUUCAACUUGUCCCCCCCCCCCCCCAGGUUCCGUGCCACGGUGUACCCUUGCCCCGAGUCAGCUGGAGAACGCCGGGAGAUGGCUGCUGGUGUGAACACAAGGAUUGAGGAUCUAAACACAGUAGGUCGCCUUGGGCCUCGUUCCUGUGACUUAGUGGUAGGCCUGGCCUGGCCAGGGUUCUUCAUGUAUGUAUGUCCUCUGUUCUCAGGUUAUCACCCAAACCGAGUCCCAUCGGCAGGGGCUACUGAAGGAGGCGUCAGUGAACCUGUGGAGUUGGGGGAUCAAGGCGAAGAAAAUGAAGGCCAUCUACCACGUCCUGAAUUUGUGCAACAUCGACGUCACCCAGCAGUGCGUCAUUGCUGAGAUCUGGUUCCCCGUGGUAGACGCAGGCGGUGUAAAAAGGGCUCUACAUAAGGGAAUGGUAAGGGGCUGGGCCUGGAAUUCUUUAGCUGAUUUCCAGAGGGUCCUCACUAGCGUGCUCUGGGGGAAUGGCUGAGGGAUACAGCAAAAGAUCGCUUUUCCGGCAAAAGAUCCUAUGUUCCAUGCCUGGAAUCUCCAGGUAGGUCUGAUGAAUACCCUGGAGAGAUGCUGUCAGCCAGCACAGACAAAGCGAGGUGGACCAUGGUCAAUAUAAGGCAGGCUCCUUUGCAUCUAAUUAAGUCGUUUACAAGGACCACUUGGAAAUUGUCAAGGGUCAUUUUGGACCACUUAAUGAUGAGUUGACCAGGCGAUAUCUGGUUUUCAGCAUCAUGAUAUAUCACCAACUAAGCAUCAUGAUGGGAUGCAGGUGGCGCUGUGGAUUAAACCACAGAGCCUAGGACUUACCGAUCAGAAGGUCGGCGGUUCGAAUCCCCGUGACGGGGUGAGCUCCCGUUUCUCGGUCCCUGCUUCUGCCCACCUAGCAGUUCGAAAGCACGUCAAAGUGCAAGUAGAUAAAUAGGUACCGCUCCGGCGGGAAGGUAAACGGCGUUUCCGUUCGCUGCUCUGGUUUGCCAGAAGUGUCUUAGUCACGCUGGCCACAUGACCCGGAAGCUGUAUGCCGGCUUCCUCGGCCAGUAAAGCAAGAUGAGUGCCGCAACCCCAGAGUCGGUCACGACUGGACCUAAUGGUCGGGUGUCCCUUUACCUUUAAGCACCAUGAUAAACCAACAUACAGUAUAUCACAAUGUCUGAAAUAAAGAUGGAGCUAUGUAGAGGCAUUGGCUGGCUUCACGGUUUUCCCUACAUUGUGAUUUCUGCAUAGCGCGCACACAUCAUGAUUCACGAUAGAUAGCCAGGUCAAAAAUUAUGAACCUGAUACGGCAAUAUGGGCUUCAGAUCGGUUUGGGGUGGUAUAUCGCACAGCCUUAAGAUGACAUAGGACAUAGCCACCGUGGCAAGCAAAUUCAUUAAUGAAUUUGCUGGAUCCUCUUUUAAAGCCUUCCAUGCGUGAAAUAGCACAGGGAUAGACCUGAGCCGAACAUUAAUGUUUCAGUUUUGGGGAAGGCGGCAUCCAUAUGUACCACAGGCAGGUCAGGUCCACCCAGUGUGUUAUGAGGGGGACCCAAUCUCAUCUCCCUACCACAUGCAGCCUCUAAGGCAGUCUUCAUCAAGCAGGUGUUUCAGACUACACAGGUGUGCCGACUGUUUCGGAUGGAACUGGUAGUCCCAAAUAUCUGGAGGGCACCAGCUUGGCAAAGACUGCCCUGAGCUCAUCCGAACCAGCCCAUGAUUGCUGUAUAUUUUGCAGGUAGUAUUCCAUGGCACAAAAGUCUUUCUAUGAAGUGGGAGAGAGCAGGGGAAGGGUUGUUUGAGAAGAAGAAAACAGCUGUUGUCAGCUUCACAAUAGCUAAUUUUGGAAACAUCGGAAAACAAAUGUCCCUGAUGCUGGGGAAAUGAAGCUCAAAAUGGAAUAAUCUGCAGUAUUUGCUGACAGUAGCCAUUUCCGUUUUCUGGUGUGUGUGUGUGUGGUUUAUUUUUUUAUUUAUUUCUGUACCAUUUUAGUGCUGUCUGACCUUCACUCUGCUGCAUAAGCUUCUAUUUUUAAUAUAUAAACUAGUGUUUGGGCCCAGUUGAUGGAUGUAGAGAUCUUUGAGGUGGCAUCUGAAAUACUAGGGUGAAAGUGGGGGACAGUGUCCUAAAGGAUUCUGUCUUCAUUUGUUCAUUAAAAUAUUUUGCAUUUUAUUUUGUUGUUGUGUCUAGCACUUUUUACCUUCUGGAUAAAAUGAGUUUGGGACUCUGCAGAAAUACUUUAAAUAUAUAACUCUUCUGAGCAAUGUCCCCCCCCCCCCCGGUAAUCCUAGGUCACAUCAAUGCUACAAAUCAGCCUACUGGGUUUCCUGUACAAAGAACCCUGGAAAGUGAAGUUUAGCCAAAGCACUUGUGAUGUGUGUCACAAACACAUUGACAUUCUGCUGAAGGGUUUGAUUCCCUUGGCAGCUAUUAAAAAACUCUUUGAAAAUGCUCGCGGGAGGGGGGGACGUUUUAAAGCUCACAAUGGAAAAUUCUGGUUCCGGCUCUACAGCACCAUCUGGUGUCACAGUGUUAGAAUGCAUUUAUAAUGUUUUAUUUUUACUAAUGUAGCUGAGUCCUGGAUUAGCUUUGCUGUAGGUAUUUUAUGUCGUAGAUAUUUAUCCAAUUUUUUUUGCAGAUGUUUAUACAUUUGUUUCAUAAAAUUUAUACUGGACUUGAUUGUUAAAAAAACAAAACCACCACAGUAAAAUUAUCCAUAAAAAGAUCUAAUGACAUUAAUUUAGAACAUUCAGAAAAUUAAAAUAAUAAACUGAAAACAGAUUAAAACACGCAUCAACUUUCUAAAUAUCUGGGUAGGCUUGUCUAAACGGAAAUGUUUUUAGCAGGUACCCAAAAGAGUUGAGUGAAGGCAUCUGCCUGAUAUCAGUAAGCCUAGGUGCUCCCACACUAAAAAACAACAGCACCUGAGUUCUUACAAAUGCAGGACAGAAAUUAUGUCUAGCAGUGCCAGUGCCGCAGAUUGAAGUGGUUGAGUGAGCAUAGGUGGGGUAGGAUCCUAAUCGCCAUCUAUCUGAUUGCAGGAACGUAGCGGCUCUACAAUCAACCCAAUCCUGACUGCGAUACAAACCAAGAUGUCUCCUCCCACCUUUAACAGGACCAAUAAAUUCACUUUGGGUUUUCAGACUAUUGUAGAUGCCUAUGGCGUGGGUAAUUACAGGGAACUUAAUCCAGGUAAACGGACUCUGUUCUAUUUUUUGCUGUAGCUUGGUGGGGUUUUUUUUAGGAUUCAAGGUUUAAAAGGAAAUGCAAGGUGCUUUUAUUCCUCUGUCGGUUCCUAUUGCUUCAACUUAAACCAGGGCUUCUUGCCUGAAAUGCAGCGACAUUUGGGUUUCUGUAGAUUGAAUGGGGUUUUUUUUUCAGAAGGGGGGGGAAGCAACAUGGAUAUGUUCUGUUUAUUGCACGCCAUUAUUGUAGGGGUGAACAAAAAGCGCUGUCAGCAAGGCAAAUGUUUCUUUACAGGACAUUCAGUGCAAUCACCAGUGCCAGGUUUUCAGAACAGAAUCUCACCAAUCAUCAAUUAUAAUGAAUUUUUGGUAAUGAAAAUUCCCAUCCUCCCGCUUGCCCAAAAAGAGGCUUCACUGUGAUGUAUAACAGUGCCACCUGGUGAUUCCAAUUACCGUAUUUUUUGCUCUAUAAGACUCACUUUCUCCCUCCUAAAAAGUAAAGGGAAAUGUGUGUGCGUCUUAUGGAGUGAAUGCAGGCUGCACAGCUAUCCCAGAAGCCAGAACAGCAAGAGGGAUUGCUGCUUUUACUGCGCAGAGAUCCCUCUUGCUGUUCUGGCUUCUGAGAUUCAGAAUAUUUUUUUCUUGUUUUCCUCCUCCAAAAACUAGAUGCGUCUUGUGGUCUGGUGCGUCUUACAGAGCGAAAAAUACGGUAGUUCUCACGGGCUAAUUUACUUUAUUUGCUGGAACCAGUACUCAAAUUAUGGGCUUUAAUGAAACCCACAAUGCUGCCUCUCUAAUUUUAGGCAAAUCCUGCACCCCCCUGUAACCUUUGAGACUGUUUUUAAAAAAAGGUGUCAGGCCACUCUAUAAUUCAAUCACCAAAUGCAUUUGGCUUUUUCUCGCUGGCAUAUGGUGAGAUUGACAUUACCUCCAGGGAGCCUGAGAAACGGAUUUCCCAGUGCCACCAAAUGGGGCUCCCCAUGCUGGGAAAUGGGAGUUCCUGAUGCUCCUUGGCUCAACAACCCCCUUCCUUUCAAGGAAUGACCUUAACGCCUUUCUCUGUCCCACAGCCCCCUACAUUUUAAUCACCUUCCCUUUUCUGUUUGCGGUGAUGUUUGGCGAUUGUGGCCACGGGACUGUCAUGCUGGCCUUUGCUCUCUGGAUGGUCAGCAACGAGAAGGCCCUCUUAGCCCAGAAAACUGACAAUGAGGUGAGUAGCCUCAGGCAGAACUGUAUGCUGGCGGCAGCCUUCAAAGGUUUCGCUCCAGGGACAGAGAAAUAAUUCAUUUCCAAACAGUAAUUUGAAGCGGGGAUUGGGAAAGGAGGGUGACGACAAGUUCUUCCAAAUGGCUCUUCAUAUACUGUAGGUAAAGCUAAAAGGACCCCUGACCAUUAGGUCCAAUCGUGGCCGACUCUGGGGUUGCGGCGCUCAUCUUGCUUUACUGGCCGAGGGAGCUGGUGUACAGCUUCCGGGUCAUGUGUCCAGAAUGACUAAGCCGCUUCUGGCGAACCAGAGCAGCACACUGAAACACCGUUUACCUUCCCGCCGGAGCGGUACCUAUUUAUCUACUUGCACUUUUUGGUGUGCUUUCAAACUGCUCGGUUGGCAGGAGCAGGGACCAAGCAACAGGAGCUCAGCCCGUCGCAGGGAUUCGAACCGCUGACCUUCUGAUCGGCAAGUCCUAGGCUCUGUGGUUUAACCCACAGCGCCACCCGCGUCCCACACUUGGGGAUAGGGAACCAUUUUCACACACCCUAGGGCCACAUGCCCUUCUGGGCAAUCUUACGGGGGCCAGGAGUGGGCGGAGCAACAAAUGCAAAUUUUACACAGCAGGCCAGUUUCUACACACAAGGACACUCUUCCUCCCUCUCUCCCUCCAGGCAAGCAAGAAGAUUACCAGAGUUCAAGGACACUUUCCAACCAGGCCAAAACACACCAGGGGAGCGUAGCUAGGCUAGCGAUGGGAAGAGUUCAGAGGGCCAGAAAGUGAGUCCUAGAGGGCCACAUUUAGUCUGAGGCUUGCCAGCCCUUGUAUGCUGCUCCUGAUAUUCUCUUUGCCCUGGCAAUCGCCCUGUGCAGAUCUGGAACACCUUUUUCAGCGGCCGCUACCUGAUCCUCCUCAUGAGCAUCUUCUCCAUCUACACCGGCUUCAUCUACAACGAUUGCUUCUCCAAGUCGUUCAAUAUAUUUGGGUCUUCCUGGUCUGUCCGCCCCAUGUACAGUGGCGGGAACUGGACGUAAGUGGCGAGCUGGGUCCUUGUGAGCCAACCUAGAUGCUACCCUAAAUGUGUGAUGGCCGCAGAAAACGGCAGCCGCUAAUAAUAAUAACAAUAAUAAUGAUAAAUUUAUUAUUUAAAUUUGGGUGGCUUUCACCCAACUCUGGGUGGCUUUCAACAGAAUAUUAAAAUACAAUAAUCUAUUAAACAUUAAAAGCUUCCUUAAACAGGGCUGCCUUCAGAUGUCUUCUAAAAGUCUGGUAGUUGUUUUUCUCUUUGACAUCUGGUGAGAGGGCGUUCCACAGGGCGGGUGCCACUACCAAGAAGGCCCUCUGCCUGGUUCCCUGUAACUUGGCUUCUCGUAGCGAGGGAACCACCAGAAGGUCCUCGGCGCUGGAUCUUAGUGUCCUGGCAGAACGAUGGGGGUGGAGAGGCUCCUUCAGGUAUACUGAACCGAGGCCGUUUAGGGCUUUAAAGGUCAACACCAACACUUUGAAUUGUGCUUGGACACGUACUGGGAACCAGUGUAGUCUUUCAAGACCAGUGUUAUGUGGUCUCGGUGGCCGCUCCCAGUCACCAGUCUAGCUGCCGCAUUCUGGAUUAGUUGUAGUUUCCGGGUCACCUUCAAAGGUAGCCCCACGUAGAGCGCAUUGCAAAUGUACAGUUGUUGUCUCUCCCCCGCCCUUCCACAAUGUCUUCUGGAAUAUUCCUCGGGUUGCAACCGUCCUCAUUUCCCUGCCCCACACCAGCAGUGCCCAGGGGUGCAGAGUGAGGGGCAAACUCCCUUUGCCUCAAUUCAGAACGGGUUUGGCUAAUGCAAAGUGGUUAGCAAUGGUUUGGGAUUUGGGUUUGGUGUUACUGUUUCUUCAAGCAUCAAGCAAUGGGGAAAGCCCAUCUCACUCCUGUGGGAAACCUAAGCAAAUCACGUUUCUCUCUUCAUCCGUAGGGAAGAAAUUGUUCAUAAGUCAGAUACCCUCCAGCUGGAUCCGGCAGUGGCAGGAGUUUUCUCUGGAAACCCCUAUCCUUUUGGAAUUGAUCCGGUAAUCAGAACUCCUCCUGACAUUCAUCUGGCAGUGGGUCAUGGCGGAGGGAAGAGGGGUGAUCUGUUGGUUGGGCCAAUCUAAGAUUUCUGGGGAAAUAACAGAUGGUAGCAAGUAGCAGAUUGGGGUAACCAGCUUUGCUUUCUGUGUCUUUUUAACAGCUGAAGGAUAAGCAGAAAUUCAGCAGGUGAAGGGUCUAGCCCAGGCAUAGGCAAACUUGGCCCUCCAGAUGUUUUGGGACUACAACUCCCAUCUUCCCUAGCUAACAGGACCCAGUGGUCAGGGAUGAUGGGAGUUGUAGUCCCAAAACAUUUGGAGGGCCGAGUUUGCCUAUGCCUGGGCUAGCCUUUGCUGCAUUGCUGUGCUGGGGAAAAGCUUUUGCUUGUUGAAUUUCUACCUGCCACUCAGCUGAUCAAAGCAUAGCACUACGUCCGUGUCUUGCCGGGUCAACUUCUCUUGGAGGCAAUUUAGCGAAAUUCAUUUACUGAGCCUUCCCCAACUUGCCAUGGUUGGAUUGCAGCUCCCAUCAGAGUUGGCAAAACACACCAUGUUUUUGUAAUGAAAUUCAAAGUUUUACUCAGAAAUUGUUUGUAUUGGAAUACAUGAAAUAUUUUAGUGCAGGGCAACUCAGUAACGUACGCUUCCCUCACAUCCAGUUACCUGGGAGGAGCCCCAUACGAUGCAAUGAGACUUAACUCCUGAAUGGACAUGUGCAGAUAUUUAUUAAUGAACUUUCUUCCCUGCCCCUCCCCAUAAGGCCUUGAUUACAACCACAAAACCAUUCGGUCACAACAACCUCAACGUACAGUUAUAAAAGGAAGUGGGGACAGCAAAACCCUUCCAACCAGAACAGAAAUAGUACAGAUUGAACAAAAGACCUUAAUCGCUGAAUGCCAGCGGUGAAGUGUUAUGUCUUGGGCAUGUAAGCAGAAGCUGUGCAAGAAAAGUUAAACCCACACCUCUGUGUGGAAUGACUUCUGCAAUUCAGGGGCUGCCACAGAGAAAACACUCUCCUGGGCUGCCAAUCCCCACGUUUCCAAGGAUUAGCUUUUAAGGGGGGGAAACAAUGGCACUGUAAAUUGGAAAUGUCAAUCUGCAUUCUGCAUUAACUGAUGCUGGUUAACAUUUUAGAAAUGGAACAAUGGAGUAGCGAAUUUCCCCCCGGGACAUUUUCUUCCCCACAUCAUUGCUGCCUCCCAUCAAAAGAACUCCACCUUGUUGAGGCUAUUUGAAGCAAGCAGGAGAGAGCUUCCCAAUUAAUGUCUUAAUGGUGUCGGCCCAGUAUCUGGUCACUAGAUGGCAGCCUUGGUUGCAAGUAAACCCUCCUCCUUGGAGACCCUUCUAGCGGCAGUCAUACAGCGGCAGACUUUGGGUGGCGCCGCAUAGGCCUCAUCCUGUUUCAGUCCAUCAGUCAUAUUUGCCUAUUUCAGCCAGACUGGUCCAUAGGUUUACCAAGACACAAACAGUACAAUUGAAAACAGUGGAGAACCAUACAUGAGGAAUAUGCAUUCAACACUUCCCUUCUCACAUUCUCAGUGAAUGCUAGGAUAACAUCCCCAGUGAUGGAUUGUGUUCAGCAUUCGUGGGAAAGGGGCCCUUUGAAGGGAAUGUGUGAAGCUAGAGGCAGGCCCUUCUGGUGGCAGUGAUCCUGUCAUUCAUCAGGAUUGGGGGGCAAGUGCAGGUAGUGAGGUCGAGGGACAGAGAUGAGAGGACCUCGCAGUUUCUCUUCUCCCCAUUUCUCAGCUUUCUGGUCUUAAAUUCAGUUCUCCACAUUUCUGAGGCAAUUUUGCAUUUUUUUUUUAAAAAGAUAUUCACGAAAAUCAGUUAGCGUUUUGGUAUGAAUUUCUCCUCGAAGACACAUUUUUGUAUUCAGUUUUGACUCACCUAUUUACAAAGCAAUUUCCCCUAACAUCAUUAAGGCAAUUUUGACUACUGCAUUCAUUUUAAUAUGCACUUUCCUUUAAUAUCUGCAAAUAUUGGAGACCUGCAUCACAAAAUUCAGAUAAGCGCAAAUUUGAAAGCAUAUCUGUGUUUUGGUUUGCAUACUGUUUUGGAUUCAACCAAUUUACUUUUAAGUGCAAAUCAGAUUGAAUUUCUCCCUAGUUUGGGGCUAUGAUCCCUCACGGGCAUGUACAUCUGCAGGGUGCUUCUGCCCCCAAACCCAGCUCUCCGUUGACCUUGCUGCCUCCUCUUCGCCCCACUCUAUCCCAGUUCUGGAGAGCAGCCGUAUUGCUGCCAGAACAGCACUGCUACAACACCCACCCCAUGCUGCUCCCAUCUCAGUGUCCAGGAUGCAGGGGGUGGCAUGAAUUGGAUGAAUGGCACUUCUUUUAAGAUUAGAGGGGUAACGCCUUCUGUGUUUAUAAUCUCGUGGCCUGACAGGCCCUUACUUACAACUUUCAUUAUGUUCACAUGUCUUCUUUCCUGUUUCUCCAAGAUCUGGAACAUUGCAAGCAACAAGUUGACGUUUUUAAACUCCUACAAAAUGAAGAUGUCUGUUGUCAUGGGAAUCACACACAUGGUCUUUGGGGUAAUACUCAGUCUCUUCAACUACAUGUAAGUUUAAAUGUCCCAUGCUUAAUUCAUAUGUUGCUUGUUGUAGUAUACAACUGUGAUUCAUUUGUAGGUUUCCUGAACUGGAAUCCUUUUUUUGCUGUUCUGCCUUGGAGAUCUUGCUGUUUCCCAGGCCCAGGUGCCUUGGUUCUUCAUUUGUGAUCUCUUUGCUCUCCCUAUUUUCAUUUGACCAUAUCUUCAGUGUCCGUAUCCCUCAUGUAGGAGAAUGUUGGGCUUCACUCCUCAGUGUUGCUGAGAGACUGAAUUAAUUAAACUCUGCCAAGAGAGGCUCCCUUAAUUACCACUCCAGACUGACCAAUAUUUUAAGAUUGCAGGAAGUAAAGCUACCUUCUUAGUGAUUUGGUCAAGGCAUCAGAUUGGAAUAAUGACUUGCAGUUUCUGGAGUUUAAAGGCUUUAUUCAUGCAGGAACUAUUUGCAAGAUGGGUGGAGACAGGAGAGAAAUAGCAGACAUCUUUUCUGGAGGAAUAGCAAACAAGACGACUCAGCUUUUAGGGGUGGAGUUAACUUAAACAGAGGGGUUACAAGAAAAUUCUGGCUAGAUUGCUACAUAAGCAGUGUCCUCUGGUUGUUUAAAACAACACAUGCAUUAAUUAGAACCUUAAGAGAAGGAAGCAUACUGCUUUCCUCCAACAGAUUCUUCUUCUUCUUACAAAGAAUCACCAAUCUCCAUGUUGUUGAGCACUUUCAGGAAGGUGAAAGCCAUCCCACCACCAAUUAUCAUCUCAUUGACUUGAUCCAGUAUGUUUUGGGUCAGCUGAAUCUUAUCUUGAACUUCAGCACUUCCAAGGAUUGCUAGGAAGGGUCACUCUGGACUUUCUAGAGCAGUCUUUUUUCAACCUUGGGUCCCCAGAUGUUUUUGAGCUACAUCUCCCAUCAUCAUUUACCACGGGCCAUCCUAGCUAGGAAUGAUGGGUGUUCUAGUUCAACAUUUGGUGACCCAAGGUUGAGAAAAGCUGCUCUAGAGCUUUAGCAAAAUAUUCAAGUUUUUUCUUUAUCAGGAAACCAGCAGCUUUGAGGUAGAUUGAACCCAACCAUGGUACUGUGAGCUCUCUGUGCAGUUCCGAAAGCACCAAUGAUAAAAUCAUCUCCUAGUUUAGAAAGUGAUGCUCUGAAAUCACCUACCUUUGCUGAAUCAGCCUUGAUUCAGUAUCUUCCCCCUUUCCCUUCCUCUUCUGCAUGGAAUCAGAGGUUUCCCUGAAGAGUGACUGAGCUAGUUUCAGGAUCAGAAUCAGCUGCUUCCACCUCCGAACCCACACAGUCUUCCAGGAACAAGGCAUCCCUGUCAAAGUCCUGCGGCUACAGGUUGCAAGGAGAAUUUCUCAGGCAUAGGAACUCCACCAAAUCACCCCAGGUGACUCAUCAGUACCACAGACCUAUCUCUGUGGUCCAAGCAAUGCUUGAUGGUUGGGACAGCUGCCCUGAAUCUCUGGUGGUUGGUUAAUUUGUUGUCCUUCAUUGGGACGUUGAAGUCAACCUGCAUGACCAUGUACUUGCCCUUCACAUUCACAUUGUCCAGGAUGGGCUUAGUAGAGAGACUUUUUCUCAACAGAAGAUGCUGGCUCAGUCUUGCUUGACCAAACGAUUGCAGCCUCUUCUUCCUUCAUUGGGUGCAGUUGAAAAGAGCAAUCCACGUGUCACUUGUUUUCCAAGUACUUUGCAAGAUCGGUAGUAUCUGGUACUUUGCAGAAGCAGGAUGUUCCUAUCUUUGCUGGCCACGGUCUGAUGUAUUACAACAGAAGCACCUAGGAAGCAAUCUGCCUUAUCUUGGCUUCCUGUUUUUACUGACUGUUAGAAACGGUUGCACUAGACUUCAUUUAAGCUGGCAAAAAGUGAGAGCAAGGCAUAUGUGGAGGGGGAAAGCCAUUGAUUAUAGAUGUAUGUAAAGCUAACAAUCAAGAAAGCUGGAUUGUAAUUUUAUUUCAAGAUCAAAUCAGUAUUAUUUUGAUCGGUUGUCGCGGGGCUCCUAAAAGGCCCAUAGGCCUAUUUAGUAAUCCGGCACUGUCUGGUGGCUUCACCUUACCAGAAUAAACCAAGUGGUGAUUUAAUAUGUCCCGAUUGUCCUCCUUCCUUCCACAUCAUCCUGUAAAUCAGCUUUCUCCAACAGGCUGCCUUCUAGAUGUUGUAGGGCUACAACUCCCACCAUCAUCUCCAUCUAGCAUAGCCAAUGGCCAAGAGGAAUGAUGGGAGGAGUCCAAUAAUGUCUGGAGGACACCACACUGUGGGAAGCUGCUGCAAACUCUCUUCGCUUCCACACUGAUGUUUUUUCCUUCUCUUGGCUCCUGUCUUCCCAGAUAUUUCAGGCAAACCCUCAACAUCAUCCUGCAGUUCAUCCCACAGAUGAUUUUCAUCCUCUGCUUGUUUGGUUACCUGGUUUUCAUGAUUAUUUUCAAGUGGUGCCAAUACGGUGUUGCUGACGCCCAAGACGCCCCAAGCAUCCUCAUCCAUUUUAUCAACAUGUUUCUGUUCAGUUACAGCGAUGAGACAAAUGCUCCCCUGUAUGUGCAUCAGGUGUGGUCUCCCUUCUCUUUUGCUAUGAACUUUGUUACUGAGGAAGUACACUUUAGCCAAGCCUAGAGUUUUAUAUGCUAACCUUUUUUUUUAAAUAACGGGGGGUGGGGGGUGGGUUCACAAAUUAAGAUAAAAUUCUGGCUGAGACUGAUGGGAGUUUUAGUCUAAAAUAUUUGAGGGGCACCAGGUUUGGAAGGCUGGUUUAGGGUUAUUUUUGACUAUUUAUCAUGGACCAAGGAGGAUUCAGAGUCUAAUGUAGCUUAGGGCUGCCAGAUUUUCCCGGACAUUACUGAGAUUUCAAAGGCAGAAUUGAUGUCCAGGGGGAAUUUCUGAAAGGUGGUGCUUUGUCCUGGAUCUUAGGCAACUGAAAAAUUGUGGGGUUUUUUGCGUUUAUGUAAAAAGAAGAAGAAGAAAAGCUGCUGGUUUUUAUUUUUGAAAUAUGGCCACCCUAAUGUAGCUCUGUGUGUUGGAAACGGUAUGUUUUCAUGCUGUAGAGCCCUGGAUCUGCCAGUACUGGAAAAGGGGUUCUUUCCUUAUAAAAACGAGAUGUUGAGAAAGCAGGCAAGCAGAGACUUCAGGUGAAACAGAUAAACUUCAUUUUGUUCAGGAAGCUUAAUCUCAGAGUAAUGAAAAUGAGAACAAAACAACCCAGCCCGUUUCAUGACAGACUUUUAUGUGCCCUGUAAAUGGCACAGAAUCACUCAGUUCCAGGUUACAAAUUAAAAGUACAUACAUGAGCUUGCAAGUAGCAGGUUGGCAAAUGCUCUUGAUUUAUGAGCACGCUCUUGAGGAAGGAGAAUACAGGCAGCAUGCAUGGCAAACCAUCUUAAAUCAAAAGCACAGUUUGAAAGUUGCGAAACAUUUCCCCAAAGAGUCCUAAUUAAUCAUGUUGGUAAGGCAGCUUCAAAGUUCAGUGGUUUCCCAGGAUAUGUUUCUGAUUCUCAAAUAGCAAUUUCACUGAUCUUCAGCCAGAAUAGUUGAGUUUUUCAGAAUACAUAGGGCCAUUUCUUUUAACAAAACUGUAUUGCCAAAUCAUAGCUCCUUCCCUCAAGGUAAAAUAAACUUCCUUACAUGGGUCUCAUCUGCACCAUACAUUUAAAGCAGUAUCAUACCACUUUAAACAAUCAUGGUUCACACACCCCAAGAAUCCUGGGAACUAUAGUGUGUUAAAGGUAAAGGUACCCCCUGACCAUUAGGUCCAGUCGUGAUCAACUCUGGGGUUGCGGCGCUCAUCUCGCUCUAUGGGCCGAGGGAGCCGGCGUUUGUCCGCAGACAGCUUCCAGGUCAUGUGGCCAGCAUGACUAAACCGCUUCUGGCGAACCAGAGCAGCACACGGAAACGCCAUUUACCUUCCCGCCGGAGCGGUUCCUAUUUAUCUACUUGCACUUUGAGGUGCUUUCGAACUGCUAGGUUGGCAGAAGCGGGGACCGAGCAACGGGAGUUCACCCCGUCGCGGGGAUUCGAACCGCCGACCUUCUGAUCAGCAAGUCCUAGGCUCUGUGGUUUAAUCCACAGUGCCACCCGCGUCCCUCAUAGUGUGUUAGGAGACCCCUAUUUCCCUCCAGACCUACAAUUCCCAGAGUUCCCUGGCAAGAGGGGUCGAGUGUUAAACCACUCAGAAUUGGAGCUCUCGGUGAGCCAGUGUGUUAUUUUCCAAUAUCACAGCAGAAUGGCAUUUUUGAAAAAAGAUAAUUGACACCGAAUUUUCCUUUAAGCCGGUGUGGGUGGGUGGUGUGUAUUGCUUAUCUAACUAUCUUAUUUCCUUCCUUCCUUGUAGCAAGAAGUACAAACCUUCCUGGUAAUUUUUGCUCUGAUUUCUGUUCCUUGGAUGCUUUUGAUUAAACCUUUCAUCCUUCGAGCCAAUCACCAGAGAGCUCAGCGUAUGGUAAGAAUAAAGGUCUCUUGAGACAUUUGGCCUCCUGGCUAGAGGUAAAGGCAAUCUUGGGUUGAGUGAGAUGAGCUGAAGAUUUUGUAGCAAAGAUUUGCAAAUCUCAUGGUUUGCAAGUCAUUACAAAACCAGGUUCUGAAAGCACUGAAUUGGAGAACUGGAAGAAACCUUGUAAUUCAACUAAUCCAACCCCUUUCCAGUGGAGGGAAUCUGCUACUACAGCAUCUGCGAUAGAUGAUCAACCAGACUGAUUGGAAUUGGAAAGAGGAUAUAUCAAUUAUACUAAUCUUCUAGACACCCAGCGUGUGUGGAUUAACAACAAAGGAAAAAUGGCUGGCGCCUGUUUCUAAAACACAGGGGGUUUGCAAUCCAUCCAGCAGGAGAAAGCCCCAUUAGCAGAGUUAAAACUCACAAGUUUAUGCAGAAGCAUAGCAUCAGUAAUACAUAGGCUACCCAUUGAGGUGGUCUUGGCUGAAAGAUGGUGGCUUGACCAAUAGCUAUGCAAUAAACUUCAUUUUUGAACAAAAGGCUGAGUCCACUUCUCUAACUUUCUGUCUGCUAGGCCAUAGUCCGCUCUUGCUCAUAUAAAAAGCAGCUUUCUGAAUUCAGUCCAUUUGAAAACGAUUAUAAUGCAACCCAAACAUUGAACCACUGGAAGAGACUUGCUAACAAGUUCCCCUCCACCCCGCCCACCACAAUAUAUGCAGUAUUAAUUUCUUAGAUGGGUGAUGAUUUCAUUCAAAGAUUAUUUUCACUGCCCUGUAAUUCAUUGUUUCGCCAUCUGAAGUACAUUUAGACAUUCCCCAUAGCAACUGACUACUAAUGAGCCCAUUUGUCAGCCAAAGCCUUAUUCAAUAAUAAGAACCUUUUUUGUAGCUUGUUAAGAUGUGAAAUUGAUGUCUGGUAAAAUUUUUGACAGUGAGGCGACAGAAAAAUGGAUUGCCUGAUGCAUGUAUAUAGAAAUUGGUUGAUUACUGUGCAAUCAAAGGAUCUCUUUAAACCAGGACUGGGGAGCCUCAGACUCAGGGGGCCAAAUGAGAACCUCCUGGUUCCUCUAUCCAGCUCUCAGGUUUCUCCUCAGGACAAGCUCCCCAUCAGACCUUCUCCAGACCUAGCUUGACUGCUUCUGCCUGACUGCCGUGUGUGUGUGUGUGUGUGUGUGUGUGUGUGUGUGUGUUGAAAGCUCUUGUCUUUAAGGGGCUAUAAUGUAGCCAACUGCACUGAGGUAAGAAUUGCAUCUUAAAGGAGCGUCUCCACCCACAUUGUUCAGCCCAGACACUGAGGUGUCCAGCUCCAAGGGCCUUCUGGCAGUUCCCUCACUGUGAAAAGUGAGGUUACAGGGAACCAGGCAGAGGGCCUUCUCAGUGGUGGCACCGCCCUGUGGAACGCCCUCCCAUCAGAUGUCAAGGAAAUAAACAACUAUCUGACUUUUAGAAGAUAUCUGAAAGCAGCCCUGUUUAGGGAACUUUUUAAUGUUUGAUCUUUUAUUGUGUUUUUAAUAUUCUGUUGGGAGCUGCCCAGAGUGGCUGGGGAAACCCAACCAAAUGGGCGAGGUAUAAAUAAUAAAUUAUUAUAUUAUUACCCAUUGUCCACCCUACCCCUGGCAGGCAGGUUCUGGAAGCUUGACCACAAGAAUUAGGGGGCCUUGGGCUGAAUGGGGGUACCAACCUGUGAUUUAAACGAAAUAUUAUUAUUUUUAAAAACUAUUUCUGCAAUAAAACCUUUUGCUGGGUCUGCUUUUUUUGGAGUAGACUGACUAAAGCCGUUCUCUGUUUUGCUUCUCUUAAGCUGGCUUCACCUGAGCUGUCGGAGAGCCCCACUGGGGACAUUGAGGUGGAGAUCAUUAAGUCUGACUAUCCUAAGAAGCCAGUCCAAGAAGACCACAGUGAUGGCGGUCACCAUGGCGGGCAUGAGGACCAUGAGGAAGAGGUAGGGGCAACCAAAAGUAGGGGAGGAAGAGGUAGGGCUGGAGAAAAUCCCUUAUGGAGGGGGAAAAACAUGGUUUCUUCAUUUUGAGGCUUUUUAGUCAAGAAGAAAGAGAUGCAGGAAAUUAUUUAUGCUGUGGAGAAAGUGAAUUGGGAGAGGUUUUGUUUUUCCCCCUCCCUCAUAGCACUAGAACCCGGGGUCCUCCACUGAAGCCGAUUGUACUGUUUUACAUAUAUUCAGUAAAACAAUGAACAUUAAUAAACCAACCAUGCACUGAUGUACAGUUACUAACAUGAGAUUGCAUUUGUUUUGUUUUGUUUUUUGUUUAUCAAUGCCUGAUGAAGCUGAUUAACGUGCGCUUCAGAACAGACAAAAGGAGCCGCCUCUUCACAUGGCAUGUAGGCCACUUUCAGCCAAAGUGUUUGAAGAAUUGUGUGCAGAGGUUAUAUGGCAUUACUGGCAAGUGGCCGUUAUCCUGUAUAUAUAUCUAUAUAGCUAGAGAUAUACAAGCAGACACUAGCAGCUUUGUCUCCAAUAUUGCUCAGGAAUUCUAAAAAACACACACACACACACACACACACACACACACACCAUUGCAGAUUUGAAAGGGUCUGUCUUAAUUCAACAUGGUGUCCAGUUGGGUCCAAAUGUAGUUGAAAGGUCAACAGCAUUAGUGUGAUUAAAGAAUGAAGGCAGUAUUGGUAGCAGGUGCUCUGUUUGAGAAACAAAUCCAAAAUAUUUAGGGGAGAACCGGUUAUGUAGUUUUUAUUUAUUGAUUUAUUGAUUAAAUUUUAGUAAUAAAGAAAAAGAAAUGCACCCUACCGGUGUAUGCAAAAGCAUACAAAAAUAUGGCUACUAUUUACAUACACAUAAACACUUCCCACCCCCAUAUCUUCCCACCACCACACCCUUUAACCCCCGCCUCCACAACAUCUCUACUUCCUUAUCUUAUAGAUUCAAUACUAUCAUUGCAAUUUUUAAAUUUUUAUCUUCAAGUUCUUCAUGAAUCAUACCCUAGUAGCUCUUGGUUUUUUCGCAGCUCCACCAGAACAAUGUUCCUUCCAUUUUCCACAUUUCCAGCAUAAAUUAGACUUUUGUUUAUAAAUUUUGGCAAGCUUUGAUGGUGUUAGGUGUUAGGUACCACCUGAAAAACAUUUUCUUGAAAUUCUCUUUUAUGGUGUAGCAAGUGGUGAACCUAAUAUCUAUACACCAGAGCCUUUCCCACUGUUCCAAAUAUAUCGUAUGGCCGAUGUCUUGAGCCCACUGUACCAUCACCUCUUUAACUACUUCUUCUUGUAGGUCCCAAUCUAAUAAGAUUGCAAACCUUUGAUAAUGUUUUCUUAUUGCUUUUCAAUAGUACAUUGUGCAAUUUCGAUUCUUCUGUGCCAAAUCCUCGGUUAUGUUGUUCUUUGAGUGCUCCUGGCCACAGUAUAGAUGUCAUUUUUUCCCUUUAAAAUCUCUUUCAGUUCAACUUUGGAGACAUCUUUGUUCACCAGGCUAUUCACACCAUCGAAUAUUGCCUGGGUUGCAUUUCCAACACAGCUUCCUACCUUCGGCUCUGGGCGCUGAGCUUGGCACAUGCACGUGAGUUUUUCAUUUGUGGUGCUCACUGUGUUUUAUGUGUCUGAAUCGCAGAGUUGGAAGGGAGCCUGAUGAUCAUCUAAUCCAACCCCUUGAAGUGCAGGAAUAUACAGUUGUCCCUUACAGGGACUGAACCUGUUUUGGCAUGGGAUGAGAGAAUACUAAUACUAGGCAUCUCUGCAGAGUAGGUGUUGGGAACCUGGUAACUAUCAGGCAUUGCUGGACUCCAGUUCCCAUCAGCCCUUGAUGAAACUCAGUCCAACAACAUCUGGAGGGCCACAGGUGCCUCAUCCCUUAUUUGAAGCACCAGCAGAUAAUUAGGAACUCAGUGACAAUGUACAAGGAAAGUCAUACUGCAUUCAACUAAGUUUUACUCAGAAUAGUCAUUGACAUGAAUGGAUCUAACUUAUCCAUGUUCAUUAAUUUCAACAGGUCUACUCUAAGCAAAGCUUAGUUGAAUACCACACACAGGCACAUUUAAGCUAAAAGUGAGCCAAAAGAUGGGGAGUGUUUUUUCAACGUUUUGGGCAUUGCCAAGAAAACACCACCACCCUUCUGGGGCAAUUUGGUGGGCCUUGUAUUGAGAGGAGGUGACAAAGUCUGAGGGUGAUCAGUGGUCCAGCUGACUGAGUUCAACCAAAUGACUGAUGCAGGCAGCAGUGCCCUCGCUGGGAGUUGGCUUUGUUUGCUCUUGGUGAUGUCAUUGGAAAGCCAGUUCUGAUCAGUUACAGAGCUGCGAUGCCAUCACGUUCAAUAUUGGUUGGGCGCACUUUUUAAGAACAGAGCCCUAGACAGGAAAAAUAACGGCACUGAUUCAUCAACAAAGAAAGUAGAAAGUGGCAGUGAAUUUCAGAUAUUGUUGUAUUACAAAGGUUGAAGCUCCAUCCACUGCUAGCAUGUGGCCCUUGGGAGGUUGCCCAAAAAGGAAUGCUGCCCUCUGGCUAAAACAGGUUCUGGCCUUCAUGGUGGUGGGGGGAACAGAGGGGAGCUGUGACUUACUCUGAUUAGGGGGAUCUCCUGCCUGAAUGGUCUUUAAUGUCUUGCUGUUCAUGGCUGUUUCUUGUGUGACAUUUGCCUCUGUAAUCUCUUCCCCCCCAAUGUGGUGUAGUGGUUAAGAGCGGUAGACUCGUAAUCUGGGGAACCAGGUUCGCUUCCCCGCUCCUCCACAUGCAGCUGCUGGGUGACCUUGGGCUAGUCACACUUCUCUGAAGCCUCUCAGCCCCACUCACCUCACAGAGUGUUUUUUGUGGGGGAGGAAGGGAAAGGAGAAUGUUAGUCGCUUUGAGACUCCUUCGGGUAGUGAGAAAGCGAGAUAUCAAAUCCAAACUCCUCCUCUUCUCCAGAGCUCUCAGAGGUCCUCUGGGGCCAGGUGCUGAUCAUCUCAUUCCACUCCAGUGGCAACUGGAUAGGACUCAUCGUAAUCUUCGUCCUCUUUGCCGUCUUUGCUGCUCUGACUGUAGCCAUUUUACUGAUCAUGGAGGGCCUCUCUGCCUUCCUGCAUGCCCUGAGACUUCACUGGUAGGUAACCUGGGUGCAUUUGAGUAGGAAAAGGGUUGACAAAGAAAUAACAAAAGGAAAUAGUUUGCAAAUGUAUCGCUACAGGUUCCCCACAUUCCCAGUCGGCUCAGUGAUACUCUCCUACAGGAGAGAACUUGGGAGAGUUGUGGUGCUUCUUGAAACGUUUAGUUUAUUUACAAUUAUACAAGUUGAGCAUAGGCGGAGGUGAUCAGUGAUACACAUUCCUACCAAGGAGUAGAUCUGCUACCUUAUAUCGGAUCUCCAGAGAGAGACACCUACAUCACAAAGAGGCUUCUAGCCUUUAGAUCACAGCUCAUUUGUUCUGGGAUGGGGGGGGGAUUUGAUUCAGUUCUCAUUUGAAGGCGAAAGACAGUGUUUUAAUGGAUGCAUUGUUCUGAUCUUCUCUUUUCAAAAAUGAAAAAAAAAUGCUUAACUAUUUCCUUUUGUAAGCCACCUUGAUUGCUGUUUAAUAGAAAAGUAGGAUAGAAACAGGGAUGCGGGUGGCGCUGUGUGUUAAACCACAGAGCCUAGGGCUUGCCAGUCAGAAGGUCGGUGGUUUUUAAUCCCUGCGACUGGGUGAGCUCCUGUUGCUCAGUCCCUGCUCCUGCCAACCUAGCAGUUCGAAAGCACGAAAUGCAAGUAGAUAAAUAGGUACCACUCCGGCGGGAAGGUAAACGGCGUUUCCGUGCGCUGCUCUGGUUCGCCAGAAGUGGCUUAGUCAAGCUGUAUGCCGGCUCCCUCGGCCAAUAAAGCGAGAUGAGCGCCGCAACCCCAGAGUCUGUCACGACUGGACCUAAUGGGCAGGGGUUCCUUUACCUUAGGAUAGAAUAAUAAACUUGACCAGUGGUUCACAGACCUCAGGGGGUCUGUGUAACCCACCCAGUGGGUCUGUGGCACCAUUCACAUAAUAAAAACUACCAUAGCGAUAGGUAGGGGGUCCAUGGCUUGGCUUUUGAAAAACAAAGGGCUGGCUUCUACUUGGCUAAUUGAGAACUGCUGAAUUAGAUUAAACUAACCCCUCAUUGAACACAGAACCCUGCUUAUUUGACAUGCCUUUCUUUCCCCUCCCAUUAGGGUGGAGUUCCAGAACAAAUUCUACUCUGGAGCAGGAUAUGCAUUUGUACCAUUCUCCUUUAAAGCCAUCAUAGAACGAGCAGAAGACUGAAGCCCACUUAGAGCAUGGAGAUCUAAAACUUUCAAGAUUGCUGCUCCUCCUCUUCCUAACUCUCAAGAUUAGCUUCCUCCUCCUCCAGCUGCAAGGGAAAGUUGUUCAGCUUCAGGAAUACUUCACAAUAUUUCCCUCUAUAAACCAUUGU
Molecule: messenger RNA, 34275 nt
Organism: Podarcis lilfordi (Lilford's wall lizard)
Lineage: Eukaryota; Metazoa; Chordata; Lepidosauria; Squamata; Lacertidae
Source: the annotation of a GenBank genome assembly